AAAGUACUUUCUCCGCUCCACGGCCGGUCCAGAGUCCAGCCUCCAGAGUAUGAGAAUGGCUCACCGCCUCCUCCUGCUGGCGGGCAUCGUCGCCCUGCUCGCUUCCCCCGCGGCGGGCGUAUACCCGUGGCCAAUCUGCGGGCACUCAGGCAACUUCGCGGCCAACAGCACGUACCAGGCGAACCUGGCCCGCAUCGCCGCCACGCUCCCCAAGAACGCUUCUUCAUCGGCGACCCUCUUCGCCACGGCCCAGGUCGGCGUCGUCCCGGAGCAGGUCUGGGCGCUGGGGCUCUGCCGCGGCGACUCCAACGCCUCCUCCUGCUUCACCUGCCUCGACCAGGCCUUCACGGACCUGUCCAACGCCUGCGCCUACACCAAGGACGGCACCAUCUACUACGACUCCUGCGCGCUCCACUACUCCAACAUCCACUUCCGGGCCUCCGACAACACCGAGUACAGCACCACGUACAGGCUCCGGAACGACUUCAACGCCACGCUGGAGCCGGCCCGGUUCCAAAGCGUCGUGGCGGCGCUCAUGAACGCCACCGUGGACUACGCCGCGUACAACAACAGCGGGCGCAUGUACGCGUCCGGGGAGGCCGAUUUCGACCGGGAGCUGCCCAAGGUGUACGCCUGGGCGCAGUGCACGCCGGACAUGGCGCCCGCGCGGUGCCGGGACUGCCUCGGCCGGAUCAUGGAGGCGCUGCCCAGGCAGUUCACCAGCGCCAUCGGUGCCAGGGUUCUUGGGGUCAGGUGCAGUUACCGGUAUGAGACCAAGCCCUUCUUCGAGGGCCCCGUCAUGGUGCGGCUGCAAGGGACGUCCUCGGCCAGCCCUGGAGCGCCGCCGGCUCCUGCGCCCACGACUGUGGUGCCCAAUGUUGUGACGCCGGGGACAGCGGCCCCGGCCGCACAAGGGAGAAAGUACAGUGUUCCUGGUAUGGUUCUUAUAGUUCUGCUGCCUACUAUAGCAGCCAUAAACCUCGUCGCCUGCCUCGUCCUCUGGAUGCGGCGGCGGCCACUGGCAGAAGCAAAGCAGACAUAUCCAGGCUAUUCCGCUGAAGCCGAGGACAUUGAAAGUGUAGACUCGAUGCUGAUCGACAUCUCAACUUUGCGAGCUGCAACCGGAGAUUUUGCGGAAAUUAACAAGCUCGGUGAAGGCGGAUUCGGUGCGGUGUACAAGGGCAUUCUCCCGGAUGGCGACGAAAUAGCAGUGAAGAGACUGUCGAAGAGCUCAACGCAAGGAGUAGGGGAGCUGAAGAAUGAGCUCGCCUUAGUUGCCAAGCUCAAGCACAAGAACCUUGUCAGGCUUGUCGGCGUCUGCUUGGAGCAGCAGGAGAGGCUGCUUGUCUACGAGUUCGUCCCUAACCGGAGCCUCGACAUUAUCCUUUUCGGUGAUACUGAGAAACGCGAGCAACUGGACUGGGGAAAGAGGUACAAGAUCAUAAACGGAAUCGCUCGAGGUCUACAGUACCUCCACGAAGACUCCCAGCUCAAAGUAGUCCAUCGUGAUCUCAAGGCCAGCAACAUCUUGCUUGACACCAACAUGAACCCCAAGAUAUCAGACUUCGGCCUCGCGAGGCUCUUCGAGCGAGACCAGACCCAGGGUGUCACGAACCGUGUCGUCGGAACAUAUGGAUACAUGGCGCCGGAGUACGUGAUGCGCGGGAACUACUCCGUGAAAUCGGACGCGUUUAGUUUCGGGGUGAUGGUCCUGGAGAUCGUGACGGGGAGAAAGAACAACGACUGCUACAACUCCAAACAGUCUGAAGAUCUCUUGAACACGAUGUGGGAGCAUUGGACGGCCGGAACAGUGCUGGAGACGGUGGACCCGUGCAUGAGAAGCAGCUUCUCGGAGAGCGACGUGCUAAGAUGCAUCCACGUAGGGCUUCUAUGCGUUCAGGGGAACGCCGCGGACCGGCCGGUGAUGUCGUCGGUAGUCAUGAUGCUGGGAAGCGAAACGGCCUCUCUCAGUGCCCCGUCCAAGCCGGCGUUCUAUGCCAGGAACCCCGGUGCCAACCCAGGCAUUGCGUCCGACGUGUCGACCGUGUCAUUGCAGGAUGAGUCCCUUUUUUAUCAACAUUGUACGUGCUCUGUAGCCAGCAAAGAAUCUACCCGUUCCUGCAGGCAAAAGCCACGUGAACUUGACAGGUGCAAGCAGCGGGACCCACGUCAUUCAUUCGUUGUUCUGCAGUCAAACAAUUGGUUCUCCAUGCCACGUCGGGAGUCAAACAAUCCUUUCCUGAUUUCUAGUUCCUUCUACUCGCCGCCAUGGUUUCACACGCUCGAUCGCCAGACCGGCUUCCCUGCGAUCUCCAUGGCGACGGGCCACCGCGUCCUCGCCCACCUCACUGCGAUGUUGCUACUCGUACUCGUACCCAUCCUCCUCCUCGUGCCGCUGGCCGCCGCGCAGCCACAGGUGUGCGGCGACAGCGGGAGCUAUGCGCGCAACAGCACCUACCAAUCCAACCUCCGGCGGCUCUCCGCCACCCUCCCCGCGGACGCCUCCUCGUCCACGAAGCUCUUCGCCACCGGCAGCGUCGGCUCCAUUCCGGACAUCGUCUUCGCCCUCGCGCUCUGCCGCGGCGACGUCAACGCCUCCGCCUGCGAGGCCUGCGUCACCACCGCCUUCCAGGACGCGCAGCAGCUCUGCCCCUUCGACAAGGAUGCCUCCAUCUUCUACGACCUCUGCCUCCUCCACUUCUCCAACCAGAACUUCCUGCCCGCCACCGACGGCCACGGCAACCAGUUCUUCUUCCAGUCGGACUCGCGGAAGGUGUCCGCGCCGGCGACGGUGUUCGACGACGCCGUGGGGGUGCUCCUGAACGCCACCGCCGACCACGCGGCGUCGAGCUCGUCGUCCAGGCGGUUUGCCACGGGUGAGGAGAAAUUCGAAGGAGGCGGCAUCUCCGCGAUCUACGCCCUGGUGCAGUGUACGCCGGACUUGGCACCGGCCGCCUGCCGGAGCUGCCUCGGGGAUAUAAUUCAGCAGAUGCCCGAAUUUCUCAGCGGUGGCAAGAGUGGGAGGGCCUUUUGGAUCCGGUGCAACUAUCGGUACGAGCUCUAUCCUUUCUUCUCAGGCAGCCCUCUUUUGCGGCUUCCGGCGCCGGUGUUUGCUGGAACCCCGCCGUCGCCACGGCUUCCAACAUCGUCGCCGGCGAACGUUAGACCGCCGAUGAAUGAAAGAGGGUGGAAGAGAAGAUCAGCAGCAAAGAUCUCUGCAUCAGUCGCCUGUACCAUUGGCUUAGUAUUGAUGCUUUCGGCUUCGGCGUUUAUUUUCUUCAAGAAAAGAAAGUCUCAGAAGAAGCAGCCAACACCAGCAUUUCAGAAUGUUGCGAGAGGAAAAUGUAUGGUCUUUGAUUUAUCUACACUACAAGAGGCAACCGAGAACUUCUCCAAGGAGAAUAAACUUGGCGAGGGUGGUUUUGGUAUUGUGUACAAGGGAGCACUCUCAGAUGGGCAAGAUGUGGCUGUGAAGAAACUUUCACAUAGUACUACUGAGGGACUGAAUCAGUUGCACAAUGAAGUGCAAGUUCUGGCUCAGCUCCAGCAUACAAAACUUGUCAGGUUACUGGGGUAUUGCUCGCAUCAGAAUGAAGUGAUGCUUGUCUAUGAGUACGUAAAGAAUGGGAGCCUCGACAGCUUUCUAUUUGAUGAUAGCAGGGCAAGGAAACUAAAUUGGGAUCAACGGUACAAUAUCAUUGUUGGAAUUGCCAAGGGAAUAUUGUAUCUUCAUGAAGACUCGAGCAUAAGAAUCAUUCACCGUGAUCUGAAGUCUAAUAACAUCUUACUGGACGAGAAACUGAAUCCCAAAAUUGCAGACUUCGGGCUGGCAAGGCUGCUAGGAGGAGGUCAUACACAGACAAAGACAGCUAAUGUUGCAGGAACAUAUGGGUAUAUGGCACCGGAGUAUGCAAUACUUGGAAGUGUGUCACCCAAGAUUGAUGUUUUCAGCUUCGGUGUUUUGGUCCUCGAGAUUGUAACUGGGAGAAAGAAUAACAGUUCUGAUCAUUCGAAUAGCAUGGUGAAUCUCCUAAGCGAUGUAUACAACUGCUGGACUAAUAAGAUGGCAUUGCAAACAGUUGACCAAUCACUCCGUGCAUAUUCCAAAAGCCAAGUACUACGUUGCAUCCACAUCGGUCUUCUUUGCAUCCAAGAUGAUCCAGAUGGUAGACCAAGGAUAUCAUCAGUUGUUCUAAUGCUAACCAGAGACAGAGUAAAACUACAUCCACCAGGACGACCAGCAUUCUUCUUCCCGAGAGGCUCGACUUCAGUAGUCAAACAUGCCAGACAUGGUAACUACAUAUACGAUAAGUCCGAUGUGACCACGGAGGAUAAUUUCUCGGUGAAUGAUGUCACUAAUACUGAUCCAUAUCCUAGAUAAGCUGAAGCCUGAAAGCUUUUUAAGGAUGCCUGAGUGGACUCUUUUGUGCUGCUCUGCUGUAUAUAGAAUGAAUUUUUAUACAGUUUUGCUAAUUAUCAGACACCUAUAUUGUAGAUGUGCAAAAUUAUUAACUUUUUAGUGUAAUUAACCAAAGGGUUAUAUACGUAGUUACUAAUUCUCUGGGUUA
Molecule: messenger RNA, 4568 nt
Organism: Brachypodium distachyon (stiff brome)
Lineage: Eukaryota; Viridiplantae; Streptophyta; Magnoliopsida; Poales; Poaceae
Exons: 14
Coding region: 50-4381 (1443 amino acids)
Biological process (GO): protein phosphorylation
Molecular function (GO): ATP binding; protein kinase activity
Source: RefSeq, a predicted model, not a curated record